AUGGAGCCCCAGUCAAGCCUUCAGCGACGCCGCACAGCAGCACAGGAAGCAUGGUCGGACUUCGUGCAGUUGCGAUUCGAGAGCGGUGCGCUCAACUCUGACGAGCUGGAUAUCGAGAUGGAAGCCAUGGACAUAUCCCGCAGUCUCGUACGACAGCAGCGCAAUGCACGAACCAUCACCUACCGCUUACCCUCGGAGCUUCUGUGUGCUAUAUUCUUCUUUACGCGUGAAGGCUGGAACCCGCGGCGUGUUCCAGUUCAAGCCCCACCGGAGUUUGGCCUCACCGAGAUGUAUACUUCUGGUUGGACCGUCAUCACGCGAGUGUGCCAUAGGUGGAGGGAGGUUGCUCUUCAGACGCCGGCAUUGUGGUGCGAUGUCGACGUGCUCGACCUAAGCUCGGACCUGGCUCGCGCAUUCAUUCAGCGUGGCUCUACGCUUCCGUUGACCAUGACGGUACGACCUCCGACUAGGUCCCAACCAUACAUCGACGGGACCUCCCGCCAGGUUUUGGACCUCUGGCGAACACCGGUUACAAUCGAGCGUUUACAAAGCUGGUCGCUUCUGGGGAUUCAUCAGAACGUUUUUCCACAGUCUCUGUCAUUGCUCGGUCCACUACCGUCUGGUUUGCACAAGCUGUGCCUCCAUGUCGAUGACUGGCACGGAUACAGUGACCGCACUGUUCUCUUGCCCAAUGAUGUAAUCUGCACGCCAAACAAGCUUCAACGACUAUCCCUCCGCGGUUGCUUCGCACGACCAGACAAUCCAGUCUUCUCGUCCAGCAUCACUCAUAUCGACAUCCAUCUGGGCGGAUACACCCCGGGUCCUCCGAUAUCUUCGGCGCCAGAGUUCUUGAGGCUGUUAUCAACCAUGCCACGACUUGAAGAACUUGCCAUGUACAACUUUCCUUCUCCAUCCGAAGACAAUACCGUUGUUCGCUGCACGUUGCCUGCAUCCUUCAAACUGCUCAGGUGGGAUACGGAUGGUGACGGAGAUGGACUCGAUCAGGCGAUGGCGACACUUGUGAACGGUCUCCGUACCCCGCCAACGGCCUCAAUGGUUCUGAACCUUGAGAGCUGUCAUACACCCGGCGUGGCUGAAGAGCUGUCCCGCCUCAUACUCUGGGAUUUGAAGACUUACCCGAGCCCGCUAGAAAUCGUGUUAGGUCAAGGGUUUGCCGUGGCGCCAUGGCGCCGCGAUGGCUGGGCAGCACCAGCACCGCCAGAUUCUGACUUGUGGCUAGAUGAGCUAUCACUCCCCCCCGGAUUCCGAUGUAUCCUCCGACAUGAUACGCACCCUCUGCACAACACGCCGGGAGCAGCUGAUCUGUCGUCGGAACGGCUUCUCAACUCUGUGCACGCAUUCACCAUCACCGAUCGCGACGCCUCUCAGGCCGGGUACACCCACAUAGUGUACUGGCUGUCUACAUGCGCGCUGAUUCCGCAGACACUUUGCAUCACGGUCCCGCUCUUUCACUGUUACUGGCUCAUAACAGCGCUAGAAGCAGAGUCGGAAACCGGGGAAGGAGUGAGGAUUCUACCUAACCUUGAGAUCCUCGCGUUCGAGGUCCUUGUCGACGAAGAACACAGUCUGGAAGAUCAUCGAUCAAGUACCGCACUUGACGUAUCCGCUCACACUAUCGCACAUCUUGCGGUCAGCAGAAGGGAUAUGGGAUCACCGUUGAAGGAGGUUCGGAUUCGAAGGGACAUGGCGAGUGAUGCUUGGCGGAGGGUGCGGGAUGUGGUGGACGUCACGAUAUGGCCAUGA
Molecule: messenger RNA, 1764 nt
Organism: Peniophora sp. CBMAI 1063
Lineage: Eukaryota; Fungi; Basidiomycota; Agaricomycetes; Russulales; Peniophoraceae
Source: the annotation of a GenBank genome assembly